This is a messenger RNA of Gasterosteus aculeatus aculeatus (three-spined stickleback), 8513 nucleotides long. RefSeq names its product dnaJ homolog subfamily C member 13 (gene dnajc13). Gene Ontology annotation, biological process: endosome organization; regulation of early endosome to late endosome transport; receptor-mediated endocytosis. Gene Ontology annotation, cellular component: endosome membrane. The record is from RefSeq and is a predicted model, not a curated record. Lineage: Eukaryota; Metazoa; Chordata; Actinopteri; Perciformes; Gasterosteidae.
UGGUCAAGACAUGUCCUGACCCCUGUUUAUCUAAAGCAAUCGAUGGGCCACUCUGGCUUUGCACCAGACUUUAUUGACACAUACUCGGCUGGUGCGCUGUUGUGUGUGUGUGUUUUUUGAGUGGCUGUGAUAUAAGACUGGAAUGAAAGACCUUUACCUCCUCUCUGUUUUGCUGAGCAGGCUGUUUUCCAGUGGUUCCCUAGGCGUGCCUCACUUCAGUGAGCCAGUGGAUGUGCACACGUGAAGGCGAGAGUGUGGCUGUCAAGAGGGAGCUUUCGUCAAAAGAAUUAAGUCACGUGCUACCAGCCGUGUUGAUGCGACGGCUCACAGCCGAGCCAACGAUGCCGACGAAGAAUCCGUUGGUCGUGCAGAGAUGGGAAUGAUCGGUCGCCGGAUAAUCGCUGUUUACUCUGCGUUACUUCAGAAGCCGAGACAGUGUCUGAUGGGAGUCCGUCCCUUCCAGCUGCCAAAUGUUGAACCGUUGUGUGAAGUGUGUGCUGCGGUACAUUGCAAUGUCCUGUGAAAAGAUGAAUGUCAUCAAAGAAAACAAAGACAUGGCAUGUUUCUACACCACCAAACACUCCUGGAGGGGAAAGUACAAGCGAGUCUUCUCGGUGGGGACGCAUGGCAUCACCACUUACAACCCGACCACGCUGGAAGUAACGAAUCAGUGGCCUUAUGGGGACAUCUGCGGCAUCGGCCCAGUAGGAAAAGGUCAGGGAACCGAGUUCAACCUCACAUUCCGCAAAGGCAGCGGCAAGAAGUCCGAGACACUCAAGUUCUCCACCGAGCACCGGACCGAGCUGCUCACGGAAGCUCUGAGAUAUAGAACAGAGUUUUCAGAGGGUAAAAUAACUGGCAGGCGUUACAACUGCUACAAGCACCACUGGAGUGACACGCGCAAGCCGGUGAGUUUAGAGGUGACCCCGGGCGGCAUCGACCAGAUCGACCCGCACACCAAUCGUGUCGUGUGUUCCUACGACUACCGAAACGUGGAGGGAUUCGUCGAGGUCUCUGAUUACCAGGGAGGAUUCUGCAUCCUUUCAGGGGGCUUCGGCAGGCUGCACCUGUUUGCCUCGGAGCACCGGGAUGACAUCAUCCGUAGCGCCAUAGAGCACGCUGGGAACUAUAUCGGUAUCACGCUGCGGCUGAGGAAGGAGGCGUUGACCUUUGAGGAUUUUGUGACGGACCGGCUGGGGAAGUACAGCUCGGACGAGAGCAUCACUUCACUGGCUGAGUUCGUGGUGCAGAAGAUCACCCCUCGACACGCGGAGCCUGUCAAGCGCAUUCUGGCCCUGACAGAGACUUGUCUAGUGGAGAGAGACCCUGCUUCAUACAACAUAGUCACCAUCAAACCCUUCGGAGAGGUAUUCGCCCUCAUCUGUGACGUAGACAACCCUCAGGUGUUUACAGUUGAAUUCAUCCGAGGUCAAAUCAGAAAGUUUUCCUCCACAGAAAGGGACUCCCUGUUGGCCAGCCUGCUCGAUGGCGUCCGGGCAUCAGGCAACAGGGACGUGUGCGUCAAAAUGGCCCCCACACAGCGAGGGCAGAGAUGGGGCCUACUGAGCAUGCCCGUGGACGAGGAGGUGGAGAGUUUGCACCUCAAAUUCCUGGCAGCACCUCCUAAUGGAAACUUUGCAGACGCGGUGUUCAGAUUCAACGCGAACAUCUCCUACAGCGGCGUGCUGCACGCUGUAACCCAAGACGGCCUCUUCUCUGAGAACAAAGAGAAGCUCAUCAACAAUGCCAUCCUGGCUCUUCUGUCCCAGGAGCUCGAGCUGCCGGCCCUGAACGCCGAGCUGGAGAGCCAUUUCCAGGCCAUCCGACGCUUGGUGGCCUCCAAGGCCGGCUUCCAAGCCUUUACCCAGCUGCCGAAGUCUGGUCAAGGGUCUGGAGUCACAGAUGCAACGUUCAGGGAGAAGUUAGGCGUGAAGACAGUCAAAGCUUUAAAAAGGAACAACAACAGUGUGACACAUGCCGCUGUGGACAUGCUCUGUGCUCUUAUGUGUCCGAUGCACGAUGAUUAUGACCUGCGGCAGGAGCAGCUGAACAAAGCCUCUCUGCUGUCCUCCAAGAAGUUCCUGGAGAACCUCCUUGAAAAAUUCAUCACUAAUGUGGACCACGGAACAGGAGCUCUGGUCAUCAGCUCCUUACUGGACUUCUUGACGUUUGCACUCUGCGCCCCCUACAGUGAAACCACCGAGGGGCAACAGUUUGACAUGCUGCUGGAGAUGGUUGCCUGUGAUGGGCGCACCUUGUUCAAACUCUUCCAGCAUCCCUCAAUGGCGAUAGUGAAGGGGGCAGGCUUGGUGAUGAAGGCCAUCAUUGAGGAAGGAGACAAGGAAAUAGCCACCAAGAUGCAGGACCUGGCCUUGAGUGAAGGGGCUCUUCCGCGGCAUCUGCAUACUUCUCUGUUCACGAUCAGCGCUGACCAGCGGAUGCUUACCAACAGGCAGCUGAGUCGUCACCUGGUGGGACUCUGGACGGCGGAAAACCCGGUUGCCAUGAACCUUCUGAAAAGGAUACUGCCAACAGGCCUGCUGGCUUACCUGGACAGCCCCGAUCCAGUCCCUGAGAAAGAUAUGGAUCGAAUGCACAUCCGCGACAACUUGAAACUUGCCCAGGACCAGCUAAAUCGAACCAAGGUGCCCGAAUGGCAGCGGAUAGCCGGCAAAGCAGCCAAAGAGGUGGAGAAGUUUGCCAAGGAGAAGACCGAUAUCGUGUUGAUGCACUGGAGGGAUAAAAUGGGCAUAGCCCAGAAGGAGCAGGACAGAAAUAACCUGAAUCCGAAUCAAAAGCCUGUCAUCCUACGGAAGAGACGGCAGAGAAUAAAGAUUGAAGUCAACUGGGAACUUUUCUACUACAGAUUCCAGCUGGACCACGCACGGUCCAACCUCAUCUGGAACCUGAGGACGAGGGAGGAGCUGCGAGACGCUCUGGAGGGGGAGAUGCGCGCCUUCAGCGUCGACCGCGAGCUCGGCAGUGCCACCGUCAUCUCCUGGAACCACCAAGAGUUUGAGGUGAAAUAUGAGUGCCUUUCCGAUGAGAUAAAGAUUGGGGAUUAUUACCUGCGUCUGCUGCUUGAGGAAGAUGAAAAUGACGAAUCGAAUGCCAUCAAGAGAUCAUAUGAGUUCUUCAAUGAACUCUACCAUCGCUUUCUGCUUACACCCAAAGUCUCGAUGAAGUGCCUGUGCCUGCAGGCGCUCGCUAUAGUCUACGGGAAGUGCUACGAGGAGAUUGGCCCCUUCACAGACACAAAAUACAUCGUGGGCAUGCUGGACCGAUGUACAGACAAACUAGAAAGAGACAGACUCAUCAUCUUUCUCAACAAACUCAUUCUGAACAAGAAAAAUGUGAAGGAUGUGAUGGACUCGAAUGGAGUCCGUAUAUUGGUGGAUCUGCUCACUAUGGCUCAUCUGCACACCAACAGAGCUACUGUGCCCCUGCAGAGCAACGUGCUGGAGGCCUCCCCAGACAUGAAGAGGGAGAGCGAGAAAGAGUGGUACUUUGGUAACGCAGACAAAGAAAGAAGAGGACCUUUCAGUUAUGAGGAGAUGCAGGAAUUUUGGAGCACAGGUGUCCUGACUGCAAAGACACGCUGCUGGGCUCAGGGGAUGGAUGGCUGGCGCCCCCUGCAGGCCAUUCCCCAGCUAAAAUGGUGCCUCCUGGCCACUGGACAGGCAGUGAUGAACGAGUCCGACCUGGCUACACUAAUCCUUAACAUGCUCAUCACCAUGUGCUCCUAUUACCCCAGCAGGGACCAAGACAAUGCCAUUAUCCGUCCUUUACCUAAAAUCAAGAGGAUGAUCAGCGACAAUGCUUGCCUCCCUCACAUUGUCCAGCUGCUGCUGACCUUUGACCCCAUACUGGUGGAAAAGGUGGCUAACGUUCUGUAUCUGGUGAUGCAGGACAAUCCUAAUUUGCAGCGCCUCUAUUUAACUGGGAUCUUCUUCUUCAUUAUGAUGUACACAGGCUCCAACGUGCUUCCUGUAGCAAGGUUCCUGAAGUACACACAUCUGAAACAAGCCUUCAAAUCAGAGGAGUCUAAAGGUCAGGACAUAGUGCAGCGUAGUGUUCUGGGACCGGUGCUGCCUGAAGCCAUGGUGUGUUAUCUGGAGAACUACGAGGCUGAGCGCUUCUCGGAAAUAUUCCUCGGAGAAUUUGACACGCCGGAGGCCAUUUGGAGCAGCGAGAUGAGGCGGAUGAUGAUCGAGAAGAUUGCCGCCCACAUCGCUGACUUCAGCCCCAGGCUGCAGAGCAACACGCGGGCCCUCUACCAGUACUGCCCCAUCCCCGUGGUCAGCUUCCCUCAGCUGGACAACGAGCUCUUCUGCAACAUCUACUACCUCAGACAUCUAUGUGACACCAUCCGCUUCCCCAACUGGCCCAUUCGAGACGCUGUGAAGCUGCUAAAAGACACCCUUGAAGCCUGGAAGAGGGAGGUGGAGAAAAAGCCUCCCUCCAUGUCCGUAGAUGAUGCAUACGAAGUCCUCAACCUCCCCAAAGGACAGGGGCAGCACGAGGAGAGUAAAAUCAGGAAAGCUUACUUCAGACUGGCGCAAAAGUACCAUCCAGACAAGAACCCAGAGGGCAGGGACAUGUUCGAGAAAGUCAAUAAAGCCUACGAGUUCCUUUGUACAAAGUCUGCCCGAAUCCUGGACGGCCCGGAUCCAGAGAACAUCAUCCUCAUCCUCAAAGCACAGAGCAUCCUGUUCAACCGACACAAAGAAGAACUGGGACCGUACAAAUAUGCGGGGUACCCAAUGCUCAUCAAGACCAUCACAAUGGAAACCGAGGAUGAGCUCCUCUUCUCCAAAACCUCCCCUCUCCUCCCUGCUGCCGCUGAGCUCGCCUUCCACACCGUCAACUGCUCGGCUCUCAAUGCAGAGGAGCUGCGCCGCGACAACGGCAUCGAGGUGCUGCUGGAGGCUCUUUCUCGGUGUGUUGCUGUUUUAACUGCAUCCAGCAAACCUGAUGACAUGGCUGUGCAGGUGUGCGGGCACGUCUGUAAGUGCUACAGUGUAGCAGCCCAGUUUGAGGAAUGCAGGGAAAAGAUCAUCGAACUUCCCAGCAUCAUCAGAGACCUUUGUCACAUCUUGUUCUACGGAAAGGGUCUCCCAAAAACAGCCACCCUGGCAGUGCAGUGCGUGAGCUCCUUCGCCGUGGAUUUUUUCCUACAGACCCAUCUGUACCACGCUGGUGUCCUCUGGCACCUGCUGGUCCACCUCUUCAACUACGACUACACUCUGGAGGAGAGCGGCGUGCAGGCCAGCCAGGACACAAACCAGCAGGAGGUGGCAAACAGCCUGGCCAAGCUCAGCCUGCUCGCUCUCAGCCGUCUGGGAGGCUACGCCCAGACACCACCUGCGCCAGACGGCAACAAUCCUGUGUCAGAGACCAACGGCAUUGAGGGCACGCCUCCGGAGAACCCCACCAUCCGCAAGAGCUUAGCGGCCAUGCUGACGCCUUACAUCUCCCGGAAGCUGGGAACAGGAUCCCCUGCUGUGGUCUUGAAGCUGCUGAAUAGCAACUCUGAGAACCCCUACUUGAUCUGGAACAAUGGAACCAGAGCCGAGCUGCUCGAGUUCCUGGAGGGUCAACAGGAGGGAAACAUCAAGAGGGGGGAGAAUGAUAAAAGCUUCGGUGCCGAGUUUUUGUUCACUGAUCACAGCAAAGAGCUGAUAGUUGGGGAGAUCUUUGUGCGGGUCUACAAUGAGCAACCGACUUUUCCUCUUGAGUACCCCAAAGCCUUUGCAGCAAGUCUUCUGGACUACGUAGGCUCCCAGGCCCAGUACCUGCACACUCUGCUGGCCAUGAGUCAGAGUAACAAAGUAGAGUCCCAGCAGCACGCCGAGAGGCUCCGCUACGCUGAGAUGUCUUUAGAGGCUCUCCGCAAUGUCAUCAGGAACAACCCCGGUUCGGAGUCCGAGUGUAUCGGCCAUUUCAAACUGCUCUUUUCUCUGUUGCGGGUUCACGGAGCUGGCAGAGUACAGCAGCUAGUUUUGGAGGUUGUAAAUACAGUGACGUCAAACCAAGAAUGCGUGAGCAACAUUUCUGAGUCGCUGGUGUUGUCCAACCUUCUGUUGCUGCUGCACUCACUCCCCUCAAGCAGGCAAAUGGUGCUGGAAACCUUGUAUGCACUGACUUCUAACACUAAGAUUGUGAAAGAGGCUAUGGCGAAAGGUGCUCUGAUCUACUUACUAGACCUCUUCUGUAACUGCACACAUCCCCAAGUUCGCACGCAGACCGCUGAGCUCUUCUCCAAGAUGACCUCAGACAAGCUGGUCGGGCCAAAGGUGCGUCUAACGCUAAUCCGUUUCCUUCCUGGCGUCUUCAUGGACGCCAUGAGAGACAACGCGGAAGCAGCCGUGCACAUAUUCGAGGGAACGCACGAGAACCCUGAGCUCAUCUGGAAUGACAGCUCCAGGGAGACGGUGUCCACUACUGUCCGGGAGAUGAUGCUUGAGCACUUUAAGCAGCAGAAGGAUAAUCCUGAUGUGAACUGGAAAUUGCCGGAGGACUUCACGGUGGCUUAUGGAGCAGGACAGGGCGAACUAGAAGUCGGUGGCGUCUUCUUGCGCAUCUUUAUUGCUCAGCCAGGAUGGGUGCUUCGAAAGCCGCGAGAGUUCUUGGUCUCUCUUCUAGAGACCCUGACGGAGCUGCUGGAGAAAAACAACCCCAAUGGUGAGGCCCUGGAGACGGUCUGCACGGCGGCGGUCUGCCUGUUCAGCUCACAGAGCCAGCUGGCCGACCAGGUCCCUCCUCUGGGUCACCUGCCUCGUGUCCUGGCAGCACUCAACCACAAGAACAACGCAGUGCCCAAGAGCGCCAUCCGGCUCAUCCACGUGCUGUCAGACAACGAGCUGUGCGUGCGCUCCAUGUCUGCUCUGGAGACUAUCGGCCCCCUCAUGACUGGGAUGAGAUCUCGCGCCGACAUGGCCGGGUUGGCUUGUGAAGCUCUCAACCGCAUGUUCCAGAAAGAGCAGACGGAACUAGUGGCCCAGGCUCUCAGAGUGGAGCUGGUCCCGUAUCUCCUGAAGCUGUUAGAAGGAAUCGGCCUGGAGACAUUAGACAACCCUUCAGCUACUAAAGCCCAGAUCGUAAAGGCUCUCAAGUCCAUGACUCGCAGUCUGCAGUACGGAGAGCAGGUUAAUGAGAUUCUUGCAAAGUCUUCAGUGUGGAGUGCCUUCAAAGACCAGAAACACGACCUCUUCAUCUCCGAGUCUCAGACCGCAGGUUACCUGACAGGGGUAUCCACUCCUUCUCUCCUGGCUGCCAGUAGCCCACUGCGAGGAGGGCUCUAGACUCCUAAGCUGGGUCCUCCCAGCCCUCCUCUCUCUUGCUCUGAUGCAGGUCCAGGAGUAGCAGGUUACCUUACAGCAGGAGCUGGCACCCCAGUAAUGCCCAACGUCCCACCCCCAGUGGAUAACGACAUUGGAGACCAAGGCUGAUGGACACAAUCAUGGUCACACUCAGGCACCCAGGCUGCCCUGCUGCUCCACGGCUGCAGCUCAGAGAGGGACUGUCCAGCUCCCACACGAGGGGGUGGAGAGAGCGAGAGAGAGAAAGACGGAGGAGAGCGGUCCGUCGUUGACAGUCACCAAAAUCUCUGCAACACCUCCUCCAGUGUCCCCCUCCUCUCCCCUUACAAAUGCCACUCAAGUCUUCACAAACACUUUGAAAUUGUUUUAACGGAUGACCACAUUUGUUUUGUUUCUGUGCUGCUCUUCUUGUUUCUUCCAUUGACAAAAGAGUUGCCUUUUUUGUAUGAAAUAUAUUUUUUACUCUAGAUUGUUUUUUUUUUUCAUGAGAAAGACAUUUCAAUACUGAGGGGUGUUUAUAAGUUAACUGUCUCUUCUCUAUUAUCGUAUUCCUCUUUGUCAUAUCCUAAUUGACUACACUUCUUUCCAAAUCCUGAACAGAGGGUACUUGGCCAUGUUUGUGACACGUUAGUGCACAGGACCUAUCCACCUUUUACAUAAACAUGCCAUUUAUUAAUCUGUGUAAUGGAUUAUCGUAUGGAAGAAAAGUGUACAAGAAGGAAAUUGGAAAAUGUGUGUAAGAUUUGGCUGCCUUGAUUCUUCACAAGAAAAUAUCUUUUGAACCAUCAGAGUGAUGGUGAGCUCUGGUCAUGUCGAGUUCCAUCCAUUCGUUCCAGGUUGACUGAUCUGAUCUCCAAAUGUCUAUCCCCCUUUCCUCUGAUCCUAGUUCCUUCUGCUCCUAGAAGGCGAUCAUCUCUGACUCUCAAUUUUUAAAGUGAUUCUCCUUCCCCCAGAAUGCAAAAAGCACUAGAAUAUUUAUACGUGAACAAUAACCAACGAUAAUGAGCUUCUGCUAAGACAUGAUGAAUGACGUUGACUGCUUUAUGAAUCUAUGUGAAAGACAGUGCAAUUUGUGAAAUGUUCAAUGUAAUAUUGCGUAUAUAAAAUUUCUAUGAUAAAUGUACAUUAAAAAAAAAAAAAAUCAGUUGCACUUGUACAUAAAAUUUUAAGAAUAAAAGGGAACCCAUAGUG